This is a messenger RNA of Onychostoma macrolepis, 1025 nucleotides long. RefSeq lists its product as uncharacterized. The coding region runs from base 1 to 891 and encodes 296 amino acids. The transcript has 7 exons. The record is from RefSeq and is a predicted model, not a curated record. NCBI's taxonomy places the organism in Eukaryota, Metazoa, Chordata, Actinopteri, Cypriniformes, Cyprinidae.
AUGCUCCACAAAGUCACUCUCACAGCAGAACAGACUGGUGACAGCCUUUUCACAAAGGAAAUAGAACUAAAUUUUGGAGCACUUCAGUGGGUUGUUGAUGUCAAGCAAUGGGCCAGUAGCGGAAAUGCAGCAGCCAGUUCUGUUGAUGCUCGUGGUUUGCAGAUCUCCAUCGAAGCACUCUUUGUGAGCAUUUGUCAGAAGAAGCACUACCUUUAUAGACAGAAUGAUCGCAACAAAAGGCGUCAGAAGAUUACUCAGAAGAUUGCCCAAGAAAAGAAGCGCUUGCUAGAUGAGAUCCAGAAAUACAACAAACAACCUGAUGGUGAUCCUGUGGACACACACUCAGUUGUGCAGAAACUUUCUAACAAAGCUGCAGAGAGCAUGAUCUGGCCUUGGCAGGAACAGAACACAGACAGUAUCGACAUUCUCACCAAGAAGAAGCUUUUUGACCAACUAAUGCUGGUCUCACGACUGACAGAAGAAAAGCAGAUCCUUGUGAAGGAGAUGAUGCAGCACUGUCAGUACCUUAAGGACUCCGUUGCAAAGGUCCAGACACUGAUAGCCACCAUUUCAGAUUGCACAAAAACAGGAAGCUAUCCCAAUGGAUUCACAGAGGAGGCGUCCAAGGGCCUCAUCAGUCUACUUAAGAGAAGACUGCACAACCUCAGACUCAAGCAGCAGACUGUAGCAUGCACAUACAGAGGCAUUUUCGAACCAACUCCUAGGCUGGUGGAAGAAGAUGAAGGGGAAAUGGAGGAAAUGGUCUGGCAAUGUGACCUCAGCUCUGACGAUGAUGAUGAUGAUGAUGAUUAUGAGGAAGAUGAUGCGGAGGUGGGGACUCAAGUCACAGUUGUAAUCACCUUUGCUUUGACUUGUACUUUGAUGACUUGAAGGUUUCUAAAGUCUUGACAAAAGAUCCUGUUUUUGUAAGUGAGUUAGAUUGAAAGUGACAAAGUGACUCUUCAGUUGUUUGUUCCUGCAGUUAUCCUUAUUUUGCUACAUAUGCUCUCAGAUUAUACCUUUUU